AUGUCAACCAAACCAGCAACAACAACAACAACAACAACAACAACAAAAGUUACAAAAAAUAAACGAAAAAGUACAACACUACGACGUAUCCUUAAUGCCAAAUUUCCAAAGGAAAUAACAUCAUUAGCAUAUGACUCGAACGAAUUGUUUGCUAUGCUGCUCGAGAAAUAUGGUAGUUACAGUAGCCGAAAUGAAGAAAAUGACAACAAAGAAAGACAAAUAGAUGAUGAACAACACCGUUCAACAACCAAUUCACUAGGAUCCAUUCGUUGUGACAACAGCAUGUGUAUCGCUCGACCAUCAUCUCCAUUACUUCUGGAAAUUGACGAGGACACUGAUAUUACUUAUAUUGUUAUCGAUUAG
Adineta steineri is the source of this 363-nucleotide messenger RNA. Lineage: Eukaryota; Metazoa; Rotifera; Eurotatoria; Adinetida; Adinetidae. The record is from the annotation of a GenBank genome assembly.